GACAGCUGCGAGUCAUUUUUGUGUUUUCCAUGGAAAAUGCGUACAACGUAAACAAAGUGCAAUAAAACAAAGAACAAACACAUUGGCACACACAUACUGACGCGCACAGUGUUUUUGCCAGGCCAAUGAGUUACGAAGCAUAUGUGCACACCCUCAACAAAACCCUACAGGCCUUCGCCCAACAAGUUGAACACUUCGCUGGGGUCGCUCUGCAAGCUGCUGUUCAAUUUCGCAGCGAAUUCAACACCUACACAGGCGACUGGCAGUGGCAGUGGCAAAGUCCCGUUGAGUUUACCGCAUUACAGGCAACGCUGCUGAAGGUGCUGCUGGCGCUGCUGCUGGGCACGGGUGUCCUGAUUGCCUGGUCGUGGGGCGUCUACGGUCGAGUGAUCACUGAGAAGUUUGUCAGGCCGAGCACUUUGAAGGAAAUUGAGGAACUUAAAUUAUCUGUAGCCAAAUUGAAGUUGCCCAAGGAGCAUUCGCCAAGAAUUUAAACCUUGUUAACCA
Molecule: messenger RNA, 507 nt
Organism: Drosophila novamexicana
Lineage: Eukaryota; Metazoa; Arthropoda; Insecta; Diptera; Drosophilidae
Exons: 2
Coding region: 126-494 (122 amino acids)
Source: RefSeq, a predicted model, not a curated record